Nannochloropsis gaditana CCMP526 is the source of this 258-nucleotide messenger RNA. RefSeq lists its product as uncharacterized. The annotation marks the transcript as partial. The transcript has a single exon. The record is from RefSeq and is a predicted model, not a curated record.
UCUAUGCGAGUACAUGGAGCUCCGUGAGAAGCCCUUGCCCAUCGAUAUGCGCCUUCUGGGCCGGGAGGCCGGGCGGGCGCAGGCCUUUGCCAAGUGCUUGAAGUACAAAGAGCGGGAGUUUCACGCCGACCCUUCUCCGGACUGUGUAGAGGCCCUGAUUGGUGUCUACAACCAGCUGGGCCUGCGGGAGGCGGCCAGUGGGGUGCUCCGAGGCCGGGGAGGAACGCGGGAGGACGGGGCGGAGGGGGGGGCGCUGCG